UUGAGAACCAACCAAGUGAAAUGAACCAUUCGGAAUAUCUUUGACACAAUAUUCAUUUACGUAAAUCCGAGAGAGAAGGGACAGAAUGACGUCCAGAGAACUUGUCAAGUUUUUGAGACCGCAGUCGGCUUUAAUUAAAUUGAUUCAGACAAGAUGUGCCCAAACAGCCGCUGCACCACAACAGAAAAGAAUUAAAAAGUUCUCAAUCUACAGAUAUGACCCAGACAAGCCAGGGGACAAACCAAGGCAGCAGAUUUAUGAAGUCGACCUCAACACUUGUGGCCCUAUGGUUCUUGAUGCACUGAUCAAAAUCAAGGACGCUGAUGAUCCGACCUUGACCUUCAGAAGAUCAUGCCGUGAAGGUAUCUGUGGAUCAUGUGCUAUGAACAUUGGUGGUCUGAACACUUUGGCUUGUUUAUGUAAAAUCAAUGAUAACAACCAGACGCUGAAGAUUUACCCACUUCCACAUAUGUAUGUUAUAAAAGAUCUUGUUCCAGACAUGGGAAACUUCUAUGCCCAGUACGAGUCAAUUGAGCCAUACCUGAAGAAGAAGGAUAUAAAGGAGGAAGAUAUAGGAAAAGAGGCAUACUUACAGAGUGUUCAGGACAGAGCUAAGUUGGAUGGUUUAUAUGAAUGCAUUCUGUGCGCAUGCUGCUCUACAUCAUGCCCCAGUUACUGGUGGAACUCGGACAAGUAUCUUGGUCCAGCUGUACUUAUGCAGGCAUACAGGUGGAUGGUAGACUCGAGAGAUGACUACACGGAUGAGAGACUGGCCAUGAUGGAGGACAAAUACUCCGUGUACAGGUGCCACACCAUCAUGAACUGCACAAAGACUUGUCCAAAGGGAUUGAACCCAGGUCUUGCUAUAGGAGAGAUGAAGAAGAUGUUGGCCAAGUACGAUGCUAACAAGGCCAAGGAAAAGGCGGCUGUUGCAUAAAUAUGUCCGAAUAAAUGUUGCAAACUUUUCGAACUUUGAAACAUUGGUGUGAUGUAAACACUGAACAAAAUUUUCCUAUUUAUUAAAGAUGGUGAAGAAAAUUAUGUGUAUAGAAUUUCUUUGUAGUGUUUAUCUAGAAGCAUAGUCAAGUACUCCUGAUCACUUCCCCAGGUAGCACUUUUCGAAGAGGUAAAGAUUAAGAACCAGUUCAUAUCAGUUGUAUUUGAUACAGUUCUAUUUAACUUUAACAGUGGAAAAAGAUAACAUUGAAAUAUUCACUGUUUUAUGCCCUUUGGUUGUUCGUGUAAACUCAAAAGAGAAUAUUGUUUUAUAUGUCAAAAGAAAUUAUGUACUUUUUAAAUUAGUUUCACUGCAGUACAAAUGUUUUUUUCCAAAUAUUUAAACUUGGAUUAUCUAGUUACAUAAUGCUGUAUGUUUUUAAUUUGCUUCUUGUAUGUAUCCAUGUUUAACCUCUCUACAAGGGAGAUAUUUAGCCUCGGUGUAUACGUCAAUUUUAUUUGGGAAAUUCUGUAUUGUAAUGUCACGUUGUUAUAGAGACCUGCUUUCAGUAUCUCAAUAUACAUUGUAGAAAAAUGAGUAUUAAGAGUGAACUAUCUUUGUUUUGACUCGGUAACAAAUUUCGACAAGUUAACACACUACAUCAAAUAUGUUAAUAGUUAUAUUGAACACAGACAUUUUAAAAAAAUAAAAGCACAAAAAAAUGAUAUGAGCUUAAAAAAAGUUUUCGGCAGUUUUGAGAUCUUAAGUAUCUGAUAGAAAUUUGAAUUUCGUGUGAAAUAACUACUACGUGUUAAUGAUUUUGUUACAUCUAAUAAAUUUUAAAAUAGA
Mercenaria mercenaria is the source of this 1786-nucleotide messenger RNA. Its product is annotated as succinate dehydrogenase [ubiquinone] iron-sulfur subunit, mitochondrial-like. The coding region runs from base 86 to 937 and encodes 283 amino acids. The record is from RefSeq and is a predicted model, not a curated record. NCBI's taxonomy places the organism in Eukaryota, Metazoa, Mollusca, Bivalvia, Venerida, Veneridae. Gene Ontology annotation, cellular component: mitochondrial membrane. The transcript has 9 exons. Gene Ontology annotation, biological process: respiratory electron transport chain; aerobic respiration; tricarboxylic acid cycle. Gene Ontology annotation, molecular function: electron transfer activity; 2 iron, 2 sulfur cluster binding.